Anopheles funestus (African malaria mosquito) is the source of this 1473-nucleotide messenger RNA. It is a transcript of the gene Tsen2, whose product is annotated as tRNA-splicing endonuclease subunit Sen2. Gene Ontology annotation, biological process: tRNA splicing, via endonucleolytic cleavage and ligation; tRNA-type intron splice site recognition and cleavage. The record is from RefSeq and is a predicted model, not a curated record. The transcript is spliced from 3 exons. Lineage: Eukaryota; Metazoa; Arthropoda; Insecta; Diptera; Culicidae. Gene Ontology annotation, molecular function: tRNA-intron lyase activity; nucleic acid binding. Bases 322 to 1173 code for a protein of 283 amino acids. Gene Ontology annotation, cellular component: tRNA-intron endonuclease complex.
AAUUACUCUCUAUUUGGUAAAUCGUAAUAUUCAAAUAAUGUUCUGGAAAAGUAAAAUGUAUUUAUUUAACUCACCUGUUCUGUGACUGUCAGUCAGAUUAUCAGUGCUGUAUAAUGAUUGCACCUCUUACAUAAAUUUAGAUACAAAAACACUUCAUUUGAUGGAAACGCUUCAAUUGAAUCGUCAGCCCGAAACGCUUCAAAAGUAAACAAACAUUCAUUUGUAAACAAUUCAGAACAUUGAAACAGCAUUUGAGUAAAUCGUGUCUUUUUAAUAAAAAACGGUGAAUAAUUGGUAGUAAGACAUUUAAAACAUGCACUGAUGGCUACCAAAGGAAGUUUGUUUGCGCAUAAUCUAAGGGCGAAAAAGAAAACCCAACCCGAACUGGCACAAACUCUACCUUUGCCUGUUCACGAUAAAGUUGGUGUUGAAUCUUUGAGGAUUGAAGCCGUUUUUACGGGGUUUUCUAUCGAUGUUACGCAUUCCGAUUCUAUUCGUGUGUUAUGCUUAAAUGGAGGAUUCGGUCAAGGCAUGCUGUCUCGGGCGUUUCCGGCUUGUGUUACAAAUUCGCGGGAGCAGGUUCGCAAACGCAAACGAAACACAGCAACAUCGGCAAAUAUGACAAAUAUGGUACCGAAUUCAAGCAUUCAAGAGAAUGAGAAUGAACCUCUGUGCUUGUUUUUGGAGGAAGCCUUCUUUUUAAUGCAUACACUGAACAUUUUGAAUUUAAAAGACUUGUUCGAUAAGCAUAUCGACACACUAGAAGCAUUUGAAAGGUUCCGCAAAAUAAAGACAAAUUUCCUAGCGUGUUAUUGUGCAUAUUUGUAUCUUAAGUCAAAGAAUUGGGUCGUUAAGAGUGGAAUUAAGUUUGGUGGAGAUUUCGUGAUUUACGUGAAAGGACCACAGUUUUAUCAUGCAUCGUACAUCGUACUGGUUCAGGAGAUGCAUGAAGGGAAACUGAUCGAUUCACACACUGUCGAAGGUUUGGAUUUUCAAGGUUUUAAUCGGAUUGCGGAAACUACAGCAAAGGAUGUGCUAUUUUUGGAAGUACAUUACCCCGCAACGCUUGACCUGUCCGAUAAUGCUGCCUGUUUGGAAAGCUUAAACGAUGUACGUGUUGCUGAACUGUUCACAAAGCACCACAAUUAUUUGGCAGCACGAAAUCAAAUAUGAUUAGAAAACCCAGUGGCGAUGUUUCAAAACAACGGACCAUCAAGAAAGCUCGUCGCCGGAUGCUGCUGACUCCUGUGAUACAAACAACGGAUGCUGCUGACAGUACCGCAGAUUUGUCCGUUUUGUUUUCUUGUGUGUUUGGCGCUGGAAAAUCUUGUCAUAAUUUAUAAUUUUAGAAUGUUUUUUUUUUAUUUUUUUCUUAUUUUUUAUUCUUUUAUUUAUUUAAAGUAUCAUUUGAGUGAAAAGAAACAUAUUUCAACCAAAUGGCAUUAAAAUAAAUAAUUUUAUAAAAUUUUGCAA